Molecule: messenger RNA, 429 nt
Organism: Adineta ricciae
Lineage: Eukaryota; Metazoa; Rotifera; Eurotatoria; Adinetida; Adinetidae
Source: the annotation of a GenBank genome assembly
AUGUUAUCAAUCGCUGAGCGACAAACUGUUCCAAACAAUGUGCAUCCAUUAUUUCUGGAGAUAUUUCGCUUGCUCGAUCAAUUGCAUUUUCAAGUGUACAAAAUGCAAGUGUUAAUCUCUCGAACAGACGAUAUGAUCGAUCGAAUUCCAAUUGAUGUUCGUCCGACGUUUUCAGACUGUGUUUCAGAAACGUAUAACGUGACAAGAAUGCAGUAUUCCAUCAAAUUGAAUGAAGCCGAAGUCACUCGCAUACCAGAAAUAAAAAGUUUAUUAAAACAAGCUAUAACGAUCGAACAACAAUGGAAUGCAAUGAAUAAGACAGAUCGAACUGUUGCAGAUAUUACUUUAAAUGUUGUCAAACCAAGUUUAUCAUUUCUGACAGGAAUUCUCGAGUGUUUGAAGAGAAAGUCACAGAUUAUAUUCACGUGA